AGUGCUGCUCAUUUGCUUAAACCUCCAAUUUCUAAAAAGAAUAAAACUAUAUCAAGUUACGUUCCAAAAUGUCUUCGAUGGGAAUAUAUCAAGAAAAAUCCAAUCAAGGUGUUCUUCGUAACGCUCUACGUCUUGCUAAAUGCCGCCCUAUGUAUUUGGGUUGGUAUUGAGAGACGUCACCAAGGUGGAUGGAUUAUAUUGGCUAGGAUUAAUGGCAUGUGUCUCAAUUUCAACUCCAUGUUUAUUUUGGUGCUAAUGAUGAAAGGUCUUCUGACCUGGCUGAGAUCAACAAGAUCUGGAAAAUUCUUCCCUAUCGACCAACACAUUAUUUUCCACAAAUGUGUCGCCACAGUCAUCCUUUUGCAAUCAGUUCUGCAUUUCAUUGGUCAUCUCGGCCGAUACAGUAAGUGUUUAAAUUUUGCAUGUUGUUUUAAGCUUCCCGUUGUUAACAAAGAAACUCUAUAUACCAUUCUCAGACUUCGACGUAAUGUUGCAAAUCUGAAAAAUGCAUGCAUGAGGACUGGAAGAAAUUUUAUUCAAGCAGGUUGCUAGGUGAAACUGACGACAAUGCCUUGAAAUAACGUCCAGUUUGAAAUUUAGGAUACAAAUCAUUUAGGACAUAAAUCACCAUGCAGGUGUCUAGUAUCAUAAUGAAUUGUACUGUAUUACACUGUAUUGACCAAUCGAAUUGCGCGGUGUUUCACUGUAGUUAUCCCCGAACCGACGGCGCGAAGAGCCGUGCGAGGGUACUAAUUCCCCCGGCUAUUUAGACCCGGGGAAACGAAAGCAUUAGCGAAGUCUGAAGUUCAUCAAUUAUCGCGAGCGUGGGUCACCAACGAUGGAUGGUCAUCCUCACUGAUCUCAAAAAUAUGGCGGACUCUCAUGAAUAGCGGACACUGAUUGGUCCAAUUUAAAGUUUGCAUUAUAACGACUGCAUGACGACAGCGAAAUGGCAAACAUUUGAACAUUUCUUGAUUGAAUGAUUUGAUGAUUGAUAAAUUUCUUGCAAAUAUAUUUCAUUUUUGCUCGCAUUUUUGCAAGAUUUUGUAAAUUUCAAAAGCUUUCUCGGAAAGGAAGGGCGAAAGAAUCGGCUAAAAGAAGGGAACCGACGUUAACGAAGGUAAAUUUAUUUUAAAUAUUGAUUUUAUAAUUGCUUUAAAACCCGACGGUCUUCGCGUAUAUGAAACAACUAAACAAGACAGCAUAUAAUUUCAGUGUAUCUUUAAUAUUGAUAUCCUUUUUUAUUAUAAUGAAUUUUUUCAAUAAAAAAGAAAGCGAAGUUAUUUGCAUGCGAGAAUUUGAAAUCAUUUUAUUGUAAACUCAAAGUUUAUCGCUAAAGCCAUUUAAUUAAAGGCAGUUAGGCAGUUUAGUUUUAUAAAGAACACUUUAAAACGUUUUGCGAAGCGUUUGUGGUUGAAUUUUACUUUAAAUUGAAGCUUAUAUUACGUAUAAUAAUAAUAUAUAUAUAUAUAUAUAUAUAUAUAUAUAUAUAUAUAUAUAUAUAUAUAUAUAUAUAUAUAUAUAUAUAUAUAUAUAUAUAUAUAUAAUUGAUAAUUUUGUAAUUAAAAGUGAUAUUUUUAGGCGAUUUUUCAUUUGUAAGAAUAUUCUUAAAAAAUAAUCGUUUUACGAGGGUUUCUGCAGGCAUGUAUUUUCUAGUUAUAUAAUAUAUUUUCUUUUACUGUCGUGUCGUGUCUUGUUGUGUUUGGAUGAAUUGCGUUGGGGGCUAUAUCGGUAUUAUUGGGAAAACGCAGUUGGGGGUUAUCGGUAUCAUCGGGAAAACGUAGUUGUUCUGUAGUCGUAUUCCUAAGCCGUGCCAAAUUACAAUGUAAUAAAGACUGUAUGCAUUUUUGAAGUUAGUUGCUCACUGAAGAAAUUAAAAAUGACUUUUGAUAAGUCAUGCGUAUUUAUUUUCUAGUUACAACUGAUCCACCCAAGUUCGAAGUUUGGGAGUACAUGUUCACGACGAGAACACCAGAAGGAUGGGUGAACGGAUCAGCUGGGAUCACUGGAGUAUUAUUAUUGAUUAUUCUUGUUGUUAUGUGCAUCCUUUCACAACCAUCAGUCAGAAAACGAGGUUUAUUCGAAGUAAGGAAAAAGCUGAAUCUUUACUUUUACUUCUAAUCUUCACACGCUAAAUAUUCCACGAGCCAACGGCAGGUCAGCGCCGUUCAGUACGAUAAUAGCCGGGCCCAGGGUGCUAAUUCCCGCAUGGCUAUUUACAAGCUGAUUGAAAAGUUCAUCAAUGAUCGCUGGUGCACGGCUGUUUCAUGGUGCCAUGGGUCAUAAUGUAUGGGUGAUCUUGCUCACUGAUCUAAAAAAUAUGGCUGUUUUCCAAGAGUGGAAUAAGCCACAAGAUUUCAAUUUUCAAAACCAUAUAUUUGGAAAAUAGUUGCAUACACUGAGCUUUCACGCAAUUGUUCUUUGAAGAAAUAUUAAGAAGAUUAGAAGAAUAAUUAUUGAUUUUCUAUGGGAUAUUGUGAAAUAUAGGGCAAGUUUAGUUUGAAUGUUUAAUGUUUGUGAAUUUUAUUGCUUUAUUUUUGUUGGUAACAAUAUGCACCGCUGCCCUUUUCAAUGUAGCUGUCAAUUUCAUGCAACUAUCCUGUUAAACUAUUAAUUUAAUUAAAUUAAGAAAAAAAACUAAAUACAAACGAAAUUUGAUUUGAAGGCCAAACUGAAAUUUCUAUUUUAUUAAGUUAACAGUUUAUUAACAAAAAAGUUUAGUUGAAUUUCCUACCGUUUCAGGUUGAAUUUACAUUAAAUCAAUGCUGACAUGAUGCAAGAAAACAUAUCAAUACUACAGUUGUGUAUUUAUUUCGGGGACUCAUUGUUGUAUAGCUAAAAGUACUAAUUUUUCAAACAAUUUUGAAUUUGUCAUUUUCUACAAAAAAUAUUAAGAAGAUAAAAAAAAUUAAAAUUAUCGUGCUGCCGUGGCAACACUUGACGCACAACACGAGGCUGCGUUCAGUGUUGGCCAAUUUGCAAAUACUUCAUGUUAAAAGAAUGUUUGGAAAAUGUGGGCGAGUAGUUGUUGAAUGGAUGUAGCCUACUUCUCGGUCUCGUAUUUAUUCCGUAAUUGGAUCGAAAAAAUUGUAGAUUUUCCUCGUUUCUCGAAGCGAGCAAAGAAUUAUAGACUUUAUCCGUAUCUCCACGCGAGCAAAGCCUCUAAAGUCAACUCUUUGUUAGGCCACUAGUCACUUAGACACCAUCCUAUACCAAGGAUACCAUAUGCUCUCCAAAUCUUUCACAAUAUUUAUUUUCAUGCCACUCACAAAUUCCUCUUCGGCAUGGAUGUCAAAAUCUUAAUUCCGGAUCAUGAUGGUUUAAUAGACAACUUGCAUGUUAGACUAAUUUUUGAUUUAGGCAAAAAAAAUGUAAAUUCCCGUAAAGAACUUAUUAAAAUCAGUAAAAUUGCAAAAUUUGGUUACGAAAUGUUGUAAAACACAGAAAAUAUAGACUUAAUUGCGAAAUUUGCAUAUUUUCAGUAUGUUUGUAUUACGUGCGGAAGUUGUUAUCAUUUUUGAGCCGAAAAUGGUAACAAUUUCCGCACGUAAUACAAAUAUACUGAAAAUAUAUUUUUUAUACAACAUUUUACAACAUUUUGUAAUGAAACUUCGGAAUAUUACUAAUUUUGUGAUGCUCUUUCAAGCUGUGAUGAAUUUUUGUCCAGGCAUAUCUAGAUCAAAAUUUCACUCAUAAGGGGAAAGGUCUAUUUGUUUGUUGGUUUUGUGGAAAAAGUAGAUCUUCGAACAAUAUGCUAAUCCCAUUCCUGAUUACCUUGAAAGGUACAUAGAUGACUGUCUUGUCACAACAAAAAAGUUACUUCUGUGUUCUGCAAGCAUACUGACUUCCAUAGCUAUCUUCUAUUUUCGUCUUCCCACUCCAGCUACACCAAAAGGUCGAUUCCUUUCUGUCAGUUCCUUUGCCGCAUUUGCAGUGAAGAGGUGGACUUCCAAGCGAAAAGUCUGGAAAUGAGAAACUUUUUCCAGCGUGUCUGUCCUACCUCUCUAGUAAACACUGCCUUUUUGAAGACCUCCAAAAUUCCCCGUUCUGAAACCCUCAAAGAUCCUGUGUCCAAUGCCACAGGUAACGAUAACAUCCCCAUAGUAUUAACUUAUCAUCCUUUCAAUUUCAAAGUAACAGAUGUUCCAUGAAGAAUUUCCAUAUUUUGAAAAACAACCCCAAAUCAUCUUCUAUUUUCUCCAAUUACUCCUUAGUCUCAUUUCGACACAGCAAAAGUAUCCGUGAAACCCCAGUUCAUAACUCCUUAUCACAGGAUUCAUCGUCACAGAAAGGCACGUUUCCUUGCCGGGUUCCCAAGGCAAAAUCUGUGAUUUUAUAGAUUCUGCCAGCAGUUACACAUCCUUAAUUAAAAGAGGCCCUGUCCGAAAUAUCACCAACUCAAACUGACUUCACCUCGUAGCUCAUUUGGUAGAGCAUUGUAGUAGUAUCCCAAAGGUCGCGGGUUCGAUUCCCAACGUGGUCAGGCAAACUUUUCAGAAUAAUACCGCAAACAUCAUAUUCAUAUGAGUACAUAACACCAAGCAUACACAAAAUGUAUUAUUUCAUACUUGUUUCAUAGAUGUUGUUGUAUUUGCUGUAGUUUUCUGUAUAUUUGUAUUAAUAUAUUCUGCAAUUUUUUGUUGAUACUUUGUUUUGAAUAAAUUCAUCUGAUUGGUCAAUUUUUUAUCACGUGAUUGCUUUGAUAUUCUUAGUAUAAAAGCUCGUGUAUUUUUCGCACCCCAGCUAGUUACUCCAGACGAAGGGCUUUCGCUCGAAACGUCGAAAUUCUCCUUAUAUUUUUAAGGUAGUUGCAUCCCUACCAACGAAAGCUUCGAUAAUAUAACCAUUUAAAUUUACGUCUUGUUUGAUACCUUGGAUUUAAAUUAAAGAUGUUUUUGCUUUUUCGAGUUAGUCCGAUUAUUUAUUUCCUUAAAUUGCCUACUGGUUCUGCCUUUUGCACUUUAAUACGCUGACUUAACUGUUUUUCAAUUUUUUAGCUUUUUUACUAUACUCAUCAUUUAUAUAUCGUUUGGUGGGCGCUGCUUAUAUUCCAUGCUCCUAACUUUUGGGAAUGGUUUAUUGUACCAGGUGGUUUGUAUAUUGCUGAAAGAAUCUUGCGUCUUAGGAUUGUUAACAGAGCUCGUUAUGGAAAGACGACUAUAGAGGAAGGCAUAACAUUACCAUCGAAGGUACGCACCAUUGAUAGUUUACGAAAAAAUCGUUAUGCACGUACUGCACGAAGAUUUGUAAAACCGUAAACUAUAUUAAUUUCUGUUGGAGUUCCGAUGGAGUUCCGUAACCGACGGAGUUCCGUAAUUAACAGUAAAAAAAAAGAAUAGUUUAUAGUAUAAUCAUUACGGGUAGUUUGUUGCCUGAUGCCCUUUUCAUGGUAUCAUAGUACGAGUUAUUCGAACACUGGUAAACUUGACGGUAAUUUAUUUGUGGUUUCACAUUACUCACCAUAUCAUUCCGUGAUCGAAUACUUCCGUAACGUGCCUGUCAGUAUGCGUGACCAUUAAAAAUACCUUCUUUGAAUGCACAUGUGUCACCUUUUGAUCGACAUCUUUUAAUGUGAUGUGAGCAUGCGUACGUUUUUGUAAUUAUGAUUAUCUAUGCCCAAUUAAAGGCCUGUUCAUAGGAAGGCAGCUAACCGGGAGACCCAGCUGAGAGAGAAUUCCUGCAUGCUCUUGUUAAUCAAUGCAAAUAAAAUUCAUCCCGACUUGUACAUGUUAAGAUAUCACGUUGCGCUAGGUGGGAUCUCAGUCACAUAUGACCGAGAUGGACAUUUAUAUAUAGUACCGAUUAUGACCUAUAAUAUAGUAUUGAAUGGCAUAGUUGGAAAAUACAAAUAAAAAUAAACUUUAAUAGACCUAGAUAAAUACAUUGAAUGUGUAGUAGUAAGAAAAAAUAUUACGAAUACGCCAUGUUUACAUAAUGUCUUCCAACCGAGGCUGGAUAUUAGUACAGGUAAUAGGAUGGUUUCGAGGGAAAUUUGGAUAAAACAUGCACGAGUGAGUUUUUCAAAGAGCAAAAAAAUUUGAGGUUUAUGAAAACCUCAAGAGCGCUUGUUUUACCCAAAUUUCACGAGAAACUAUCCUAUUACGGAUUAAUAAUGUACAAAAAAAAUAAUAAUAAUAAUAAAAAUGUACGAAACAAUUGUAGUUUUAACUAACGUUUACAGCGAACCAUCCACUAACAAAGUUUUCUUGCUUUGUUACAUCAAAUUAUACAACGUUAACGGUUUGAAAACUUCGCAUUGAUUUUAGGUCCCAUUAUUUUUCCACCAAUCAGAUCAGUUUGUUAGAGAUUUUUGCACUGUUGUUACAGACAGGGAUGCACCAGAACCAAUUUUUUAAGUUCCGGCCUGAACCGGAUCCGGCUGCAAUUGGAAAAAAUUUCCAGCCGGAACCGGAACUGCCAUAUACUAGUUAUAUGUUACUUUGUCUGCUGCCAGACAGGCAGAGACUUCAAGGAGAGAGCUCGCAAAUGUUAGAACAAAAAGAUUGACAAACGUUAAAUGUCAUAAUAAAGUGCUAAUAGUGUACUUUUUCCUUGUGUAGUCCAAAUUUCUUCCUACUGUGAACUUCUUGUUAGACACAAAAACGUUUGGUCUCUCUGAAAACGACAGAGUUCCGGUUCCGGCCAUGCUUUUUUAUUACUAACUGGACAUCUGAAAAAUCGGGGUUUCGGCCGCAACUAACAGGCCGGAACUGAGUUCCAGUGCUCCCCUAAUUACAGAUUUUUGCACUGCUGUUUGAGAAAAACCGCAUUGAAAUCAAUUAAUCAUAGUCGAGUAACAUAGUUUUAUGCAUAUUAUUAUGUGGGAUAAAGACAGUCAUAAUAUGAACACAAAAAGCACUUAUCCCACUCAAGUGAGCUGCCUGCAAACCGGAUUUGCCGUAUAUACAUAGCCUUUGUUGUUUUUUCAUAGGUAAUACAUUUGGUAAUCAAGCGACCCCCGACUUUCCAAUACAACCCUGGUGAUUACGUGAUAGUCAAUAUACCGCAAAUUGCAAAAUACGAAUGGCAUCCAUUUACGAUUAGCAGCUCACCAGAUUUGACGGGCUACUUUUGGCUUCAUAUCCGUGGAGUAGGGACAUGGACGAAGAAAUUGUAUGACUACUAUGAAGAUAAAGAAGAGGAAGAGUGCACGCGAAAGUCAGUUAAACGAGCGACAAUAAGACAGGCAAAAGCCAAGAGUAUCAAUGAUAAAGAAAGGUAUUGUUGGUGUUUUAAUUGCCAUUAAAUAGUCAAAUAUUAGUUUUAUCAGGUUUAUUUAAUGGCGUGAAAGAAGCGGAAGCGGGUUGUCUAUGCUACUCCAAUGAAAGCGCUAACUUGAAGAUACAUGAUAAGUAUUGCAUAUAUAUAUAUAUAUAUAUAUAUAUAUAUAUAUAUAUAUAUAUAUAUAUAUAUAUAUAUAUAUAUAUAUAUAUAUUCGUUUUACCUCAAAAAACCACAACAGUCUGUUUCAUCCGUGUGGGAAUCAUACAGACUGUUGUGGUUUUUGAGGUAAAACAAAAAACUAUAUCACGCUCAUAUAUAUAUAUAUAUAUAUAUAUAUAUAUAUAUAUAUAUAUAUAUAUAUAUAUAUAUAUAUAUAUAUAUAUAUAUAUAUAUAUAUUAUAUAUGUUCUACAGUAAAUAUCACAUAGUAAGCAUCAAAUAAAAAACUUUGCAUGAUGUAAGAAGUGGGAUUUUUGAUUCUGGAGAUUCAGUAAUACUUUUGAGAACUGAUUGAACGAAAAAUUUACACAACAAAGUUGACUAUUCAAGACGAAUAUUCGACGAACCUAUAUGGCUGAGCGAAUAGUUAAGUUGGCCUGUCACCUCCGUCUCCUUUCUCCUUCGAAGGUAAUCUUCCCGAGACGUGGAAACAAUGGCAAGAGGCCUAGGCCUUAGAUUUUUUCCUAAUUGCUACAGAGUCGGAUUCCAAGUCUGAAAAAGUAACAACUUUAAUACUUUUAAUUUGAAUAGGCGAAAAAGGCCGCGCUUUUGAGUUUGAAAAUACAGCCGCGCCGAUAAACUCAAGCUAAAACCGGUUUUUAAGAAGUUUGAGGAGUACUGUAACCCUCGUAGCAAUACUACCUUUGAGAGACAUAAGUUUUUCACAUACCGCCAGCAAUUAAGAAGGACAGACUUUUACGAGCUUUGUUACCGAACUGAAGAAACGUAGUGCAGCGUGUGAAUUCGAUGCUCUGAAAGAUUCGCUCAUUAAAGAUAUGAUCAUUUUGGUGUCUUAGAUGAUAAUCUUCCCGAAAGAAUGCGUCGCGAGUCUAACAUCAAUCUACAAAAAGCAAUAGAGCUUGGUCAAGCCUCUGAGCAAACCAAAUUACAUGCCUAGCAACUCACUGAGGAUACGGAAAAGAAAGUUUGCACGCAAAAGCGAGAGACAAAGAGAAAAGUUUGAAACACAAGAAGUUUGAAACAAUCGCCAAUUAAUUCCGAACUGAAAAUUUUGUGCAAGUCGACAACAAUGUGGAAAAUGCCCGGCAUAUAAUCAAACGUGCAACAAAUGCCAACGCAAAAAUUACUUUAAUUUGUCAGGUGCUUUAAUUAAUGAAAACGUGAUUUAAGCAGAUGCCCCCAAAAUAGUGCUUCGUUUGAAUCGUCUUCUGAAAGUAAUCUUCUUCUACAGAGCGUUGUUGCGACAGAACCCAAUGAAAUCUUGAUUUUCAAGAAACCUUGAAAGUUAAAUCUUCGCUCACAAUUCAAAGCGAAAUCAACCAAUCUGUCGGCCUGCAAUGGAACCUCUCUCACCCUACAAGGAAAAUGCGUUGUCCAAAGCUGCAAUACGCGUUUGACCCAUAUAUCGCAACUAAAAAUAUUUAAUAUAUUCCCCGAGCCAACGGCGUAGAGCACCGUUCUAGGCGUAUAUAAGCCCGGAGCGAUGAAAGAGGGAGUAAAAAAUCCACAGAGGAAUGAGGGGAGGUAGUAAAAAAUCCACAGAGGAAUGAUUUAACAGGGUGUCGAUGAUCCAUGUGACCAGAUGGUUGUGAUCCACAGAGGAACGAUUUAACAGGGUGUCGAUGAUGGUUGUGACCAGGAUUGUAGCUCAAAUCCGCAAAUAUUUAAUAUAUUCUCCGAUUCGAGGGCGCGUAACAAUGGUUCAUGGGUGGACUUCCACUGAUCUAAAAAAUAUGGCUGUUUGCCAGGAGUGCAUGGGGUAACUGGAUAGGCACGAUUUCAAUUUUCAAAAGCAUAUAUUUGGAAAAUCACGUUUCACACAAUGAGCUUUGAAGCAAUUUUUGUUUGAAGAAAUGAGAAGAAUUGAUUUACUAUGCAUGGAAAUCGUGAAAUAUAGGGCAAGCUUGCUUUCAAUGUUUAAUGUUUAUGAAUUGUUUCUUUAAUUUAAUGCGUAAGACAUGCACUGCUUUCCUUUUCCUUUCCAAUGAAGCCGUAUAAGAUUCCUAAAUAACCCUGUUAAUUAAAAAAAAAGAGGUAAGAUGUAAAGGGGAGCAAAUUAAUUUGAGGACCUAAAUGAAAUUUCUGAACAAUUUGAACUUAUUUUGGUUUAUUAAGUAAAAAUACUUUAUCGCGGAAAAAGCAGUUUAGUUAUUAAAAUGAAUAUAUCAAAAUAUUUUAAAACCUCGUACUCAGGGGAGAAAAGAUCCUGUUAGACGCUGGUCACGUGAUCUGCUAAAAUCUAGAAGAUUUCUAAUUAACUAUAUUGGAUUCCCUUACGACAAUCAUAAAAAAUGCAAAAUAUAAAUUAUAAAUUAAACUAUGAAAAUCAUCCAAAUAUCAAAUAUUUAUUGACCUCGUCUUGGAUUUCUAAUUAAUGAUCUGCCAAAUUUUAGCAGGUUGCGUGACCAGCGUCUACCAGGGUCUUUUCUCGCCACUAGGAAAGACCCUGGUACGAGGCUGAACAUUUUACGAAGCGAUUCAGAUUAAAUUUUGCAUUAAAUCAAAGCACACAAAAUGCAAAAUAACAUACCUACAGUGCAUAUUUUGGAAAUUGAUUGUUAUGUGGUUAAAAGCAAUAAUCUUUCCACUAUUUUUGGAGUGUUGUACAAAAAAUAUAUAUAUAAAUUAAAAUUAUGGUGUUGCCAUGGUAACACUGACGUAAAUGCGAGCAUGCAUGCGUUCAGUGUUGACCAAUUACUAAUAUAUAUUUCCUGUUAAAUCAAUGUUUUGAAAAUACAGGCGAGGCAUUGCUGCAUGUAUGUAUUUCUAGUAUAGGUGUAUUUAGUAUCAUUAACGAUUACGACUUUGGCAAUCACAAUCCUCGUAAAUUUUUUCCUCUCCACAACUCAGGCAAACACAACGGUCAAUACUUCAACGUUAUACGACGAGUAUCAAGCGAGAUGGAGUGCGUGCUAUCAUGGAAAAGGUAGAGGAAGAACGCGAAGAAGAGAUUGAUCCCAACAACAACGAGUCUGUGGACGGUUUGUCCGAAGUCGUCAUCGAAAACGAACAAACCAUUUCUGAAGAAAAAGAAACUGUUGUUCUCAGUAGGAGCAAUAAUGUAGAAAAUCGAUUACUGCAGCAAAACGAAAGACGUCAAUCAUUGUGGAGAAACGGGACCAACAAGCUCGAAGUAAGUUGUAUAUCUAACGUUGUUAAAAUCAAAAUUAAUCUCUACCUAAUCUACUCAAUCUAAAAGUUUCAAAGACUAUGUCAUAUUGUUACCUAUAUCAAUAAUGAAAAUGCUAAUGUGCCAUAAGCGGCUACCUGUUAUAAGUACGAGAACUUGUGACUAGUCAGCAUAUAAACUGCAGUCUUACACUGAAAGAGAAAUUUGCUUUGAAAAUUUUCUUUAACCAGGAAUAAGCUGACCUGCUUUCGAACAACCGGCCCCAGCAAGAAAAUGAGACAUGUCGAAAAUCAAUGAUACCCGAGCCAACGGCGCGGAGCGCUGAUUCGGGCGUACGCCCGGGACGAGGGUAGUAAUUCCGCCCGGCUAUUUACACCAGGGAAAGGAAAGCAUUAGCGAAGUUUAAUCAAGGUUCAUGGUGUAUGGGUGGACGUCAUCACUGUUCUCAAAAAUAAGGCUGCUUGCCAGGAGUAGUAUAAUCAAGAUUUCAAUUUUGACAGCCAUAUAUUUGGAAAACUGUUUCAUAUACAACGAGCUUUGAAGCAAUUUUUGUUUGAAGAAAUGAGGGAAUCAAUUUACUAUGGGAAAUCGAAAAAUAGGGCGACUUUGUUUUGAAUGUUUAAUGUGUAUGAAUUUUGUUGCUUUGCUUUUAGCUUUUCGCGUAAAACAUGAACUGUUUUCUAUAGUUUCCUAAAUUACCCUGUUUAACUUAAGAAAAAAAACUUAAAAUGUAAAGAGGAGAGCAAGUUAAUUUGAAGACGGAACUGAAAAUACCCAACAAAUUGAAUGUCAUACCCGUGGCAAGUUGGCAGUGUCAGAUCAAACAAUUUUCUGGCGACCAAUCAGAAACGUUUCAGUAUUGCGUAUUUUUUCCUUAUCUGGGCGAAAUAUAUCUUCUAUUUAGAUAUACGUUGAUGGUCCAUACGGAGCUCCAGCUACACAUUUCACCGAAGCAGAGCAUGCUGUACUCAUAUCAAGUGGGAUUGGUGUGACACCUUUUGCAUCUAUUCUUCAAACUAUCAUCCUUCGAUAUAAGAACGCUUCGCACUCUUGUCCUAACUGUAAUUACUGUUGGGUUGGUGACGUUCCUUAUUCUUUGAAAAAGCUGCGAAAGGU
Molecule: messenger RNA, 11649 nt
Organism: Paramuricea clavata
Lineage: Eukaryota; Metazoa; Cnidaria; Anthozoa; Malacalcyonacea; Plexauridae
Source: the annotation of a GenBank genome assembly